AUGUCCGCCACACCGGUAUCCCCCACUCCGGUGGAACCUAACGAUGCCGACGACGAACCCGUUAUGCCUUCGUUCCAUAUCCCCAUUCGAUCAUCCAUCCAAUUUCCCGACAACGACAGUCUGCACCAUGCGCGAUUCAUUGAAAUAUUUCCGGAAGAAAUGAGAGAUACCCCCGUCUCGACACUCCUGCAUGUGUUGAAGGACGAAUCGGCCGAACUGUCGACUUGGGCCGACGCCGGAUGGCACUAUAUGGUACAAAAAAAGAACCGCGAGAGCUUGACCAUUCUGGAAGAAGCCUGCGACACCACCGCUGCUACAACAACAACGACACCAAGCAACGACGUGGACAAGACGGAACGCGUGCGCAUUCUCGCCGCGACCGGGAUUGCACACUUGUCCAGUAACGGAGCCGCCGAUGCCACUUCCGGCAACACCGCCAAACGUUCCAACGUCCUCGAUGAAGCUCGCCAACAGGCCGAUCAAAAGUUUACCCAAGCGGGAAAGAUUGAUCCCUUCUUUCCCAUGACCUGGAUUGGCCGCGGUAUGCUCAAUUUGUGGCAAGGAAAACACGAUCAGGCGACAUUUUUCUUCCAAACCACCUUGAAGCAAUGUGGCCCCGUUUUGCCGGCCUUGCUCGGCACGGCUGCCGUGUCUUUUGCUCAAGGAGACUACACCGCGGCGCAAACGGCGUACGGACAAGCGCUCCGAAAGUACCCCCAUGCCAGUGGGGCCGCCUCCCGCGUAGGAUUCGGACUCGCCUCCUACGCACUCGGACAAGUCGACCGCGCCAAAGCAGCCUUUCGACGAGCCACCGCCAUUGAUCCAGAAAAUGUGGAAGCCAUGGUCGGUACGGCCAUUCUCGAUAUGGCCAGCGUCGACGUGUCGGACAAAGACUACGCCGCCAAAAUGGAAGAAGCGAUCCGCGUCAUGUCCAUGGCCAAUCUACUCAAUCACGAAAACGCCAUGGUGCAGAAUCAUUUGGCGAAUCACUACUUUUGGAAAUGGACUCCUGUGAACGGCACGGUGGAAGUGACCAAAGGAUCGCAGUUGGUUCAAAUGCCGUCGCAAGCCGUGCCCUUGGAACCGGGAGAACGUAUACGGAUCGGAACCAAGUUUGAAACCACCGUUCAAGAUGUUGAGGACGAUAGUAACAACAACACGGCUUCGACGUUUACCGUUACCGACAGUUGGAGCGAAGGCUCCGCGACUGGCCUCAAGGUCUGGAAGAAGGACUACGAUCGCGUAAUUGCCUUGGCGAAAGGAGCCUACGGUAGUACCAACGUUCAGUCCAUGCAGGCCGAAUCUCUAUUCUUCCUCGCGCGGGUCUACCAUGUGCGAGGGGAAACCGACCACGCCCUCAAAUUUUACGAAAAGGCCUGUAAACUGGCGCCAGCCUUGACCCCGGCGCGGUUUGGAUUGGCACAAACAUUAAUUGUGAAGGAAGACUAUAGCGCAGCCAAGAAACAGCUGCAGCAAGUGUUGGCGACGGCGUCCAACGCGACGGACGCAUUGGCAUUGUUGGGAUUGCUGGAAGCACGGUCCGGCAAGCAAGUGGAGGAAGGGUUGAUGCAUUUGCGCAAAGCAACCGAACUUGAUCCCCUCAAUACCGAUUUGGUAGUGUUGGAAGCCAUGGCGUUACAAAAGUACGAAAAUAACAACGUCAAAUCCCUCGAGCGGUACAAGAAAGCGUUGCUGUUAAUGGAGCGAAAAACCACGAAAGUGUCGUACGAGAUCUACGCCAAUUGCGGUGUCCUAUGCCACGAACUGAAGAGGCACGACGAAGCGCUGGACAUGUACCGACGUGCGCUAGCUGUCUUGGACGAGGAUGGGUUUAAAGGAGCCGCCGUUUUUCAGCUAGCGGAUGGCCCUGAAAGAGGAAGAAUUCGACACGUGGACAACGCCAUGUUUAACGCAUUUGUCAAUUCCAAUCUCUUGGUGGAAGUGCUUGAUAGACACAGUAAAACCUUCGUCAAAGUACUGGAUGUACUCGAGGCGGACGUUGCGGGAAUAUUGUCGAAAGGGGAUCGAGUCUCCUUGGGAGACGGAUUUGAAACCAAGGUAGUGAGUUGGGAGAGCAGAGACGGUGCUAUUGUGCUCGAGCUGGCUGACGAAUACGAUCCAAUGGAUACUGACUCCAAGAAGGCGCCUCUCUUGGUUGUUCGCGAGAACAAUCUUCUCUCGAUACCAGAAGCAAUCACUGUUGCUUUCAAUAUAGCUCGGCUCCACGAAGCCACUGGGCGGACUGUCGCAGCGAUUGAGAUUCACAAAGCCAUUCUGAAGCGAAAUCCGGCCUAUGUCAAUAGCUAUUUACGUCUAGCAUGCAUUGCUGUGGACUGUGGAUCAUUGAAAGAAGGUUCAGAAUGGCUCAAGAUUGCGGCUAGUACUGCACCUGGUAAUCCUGAAGUCUUGACGCUGGUUGGAAAUCUUCAUCUUUCACUUUGCGAUUGGGCGCCAGCACAGUCCGUUUUUGAUGGCCUUCUUUCCAAGAAGAUCCCCAAUGUUGAUGCAUACGCUUCACUCAGUUUGGGUAACAUUUAUUUCGCAAACCUGCACGUGAACGAGGACAAACGGUACGAUAAGCAUUUACAGUAUGCAGCCGACUAUUAUCGCCGCAUCCUCGCCAAGGAUCCAGCCAACGCCUAUGCGGCCAACGGGAUUGGCACUGUGCUAGCGGAAAAAGCUGAAAUUUUUAAGGCCAAGGAAGUCUUCAAUCGCGUCCGUGAAGUCAGUGGAGACAGUAUUCCUGAUGCCCUGUUGAAUCUCGGCCACAUUUUUUUGGCUCAGAAGAAACAUCCGGAAGCUCUCCAAAUGUACACGAACUAUAUGAAGCGGACGGAAGACGGGACGACGCCUACUACGGCCAAGAGCAGGGUGGAUGACGUGGUCAGCGUGUUGCUGUAUAUAGCUUUUGCCUUUUUUGAUUGGGCCCGGCAUACCGAACUGGCCAAUGAUUCGAGUGCAGCGCCAGCUGACGGGAGAUAUAGAGAAGCUAUGCAGCAUUUGAAUCUGGCCAUUGGCAAAGGCAGCAAGCAAGAUCUCGUACUCAAAUACAAUCUCUGCAUGACCAAGCUGCAGGCAGCCAAUUGUGUUUUACAAAAACUGACACGUAAUAUCCCCCGAUCUGUCGAGGAAGUCGAGGAAGCCUUACGAGGACUGGAAGAAAGUUUUCAGAUUGUGGAACAGAUUGUCAAGGACAAGGCCGACGGAAAAAAGGUCAAUAUUUCCUCAACGACGUUGCAAGAUUUCGUGAAACACUGCAAGGCUAACAUUUUAAGUGCACAAUCUCAUUUAGAAGACGAACGAAAACGUGCCAAGGAGGCCGAAGUGGAGCGUGAAAUUCGCCGGCUGGCCGCUGAAGAGGCGACAAUCAAAGAGAGACUCAGAAUGGACCAGGCUGCAAUGGAUGCCCACAAGCUCCAAGAAGAAAAGGAUCAAAAGGCAGAGGCCAAAAUGAAACAGGUAGAAGAGCUGCAAUCUAAUUGGCGCGAAGAGAAGGAGACUAAGCAAUCAGAAAAGGAAAAGCGGGCUCGAGGCCGAAAGGAUGAAAUGACCGCGGACGAAGUCGGGCUUGUGGUGGAAGACGACAAUCACCAAGCAACCAAUGGUCACGGUUUGUUCGAUGAUUCCGACGAUGACAGCGAAAUAGUCGAUUCUCUACCGAACGAAACGAAGGGAAUUGGAGGUCUAGAAAAGUCGACCUCUUCAACUAAGGAUUUGUUUGGAGAUAGCGAUGACGACCAGAGUGGUAAUGACGAGGACAGGAAAGGGACCGUCAAGCCAGACGCUACCAAAGCUGCAAUCACGAGCAUGGAUUUGUUUGGAGAUAGCGAUGAAGACGACAUCGAGGUUGCGUACGGAGCGACCAAGCCCACAAGCGAGGAGAGCAAAAAAGAGCCGCCUGCAACAAGCAAUGACUUGUUUGGAGACACUGAUGAAGAUAGCGAUGCCGAACCGUCCACAAACAGUGCAAAGAGACCCAACGAAUCAGGGAUUGCGGAAUUGGAUGAUGAUGGACAACCCAACAAGAAAGCAAGGUUGUAAAGGGCAAAGUGACGCAAUAUUUUUAUACAUAAUUCGAUACUUUAAAAGAUGUUAAAAGGU
Molecule: messenger RNA, 4101 nt
Organism: Phaeodactylum tricornutum CCAP 1055/1
Lineage: Eukaryota; Bacillariophyta; Bacillariophyceae; Surirellales; Neidiaceae
Exons: 1
Coding region: 1-4041 (1346 amino acids)
Biological process (GO): regulation of DNA-templated transcription
Cellular component (GO): Cdc73/Paf1 complex
Molecular function (GO): RNA polymerase II complex binding
Source: RefSeq, a predicted model, not a curated record